Callithrix jacchus (white-tufted-ear marmoset) is the source of this 5663-nucleotide messenger RNA. RefSeq names its product transmembrane protein 63A (gene TMEM63A). Lineage: Eukaryota; Metazoa; Chordata; Mammalia; Primates; Cebidae. Gene Ontology annotation, molecular function: nucleic acid binding; calcium-activated cation channel activity. Gene Ontology annotation, cellular component: plasma membrane. The record is from RefSeq and is a predicted model, not a curated record.
CUGGGGUGGGGGGCACAGAGGAAAAACUGUGAACUAACUAGUAGCUAGAGGUUUGGGGAGUGAAGGAGGAAGCCAGAUGGGACAAAAAAGAACUGAGAGAGGCAGGAAGAGACCCUCCCCACCCACCACUGGACAGCCAGAGACUGGUGCUAGAAUCAGGGACAGGGAGGUAAGGAGAUAUUUUUACAUCGUUACAGAAAAAGAUGAAAGCUCAGAAAAGGAAGAGAGGUCGGAGAACCUGCAAAGCUGUGCAUGCGGGGUGAGAACUGCUCAGAGUUCAGAGAGGUUUGGUGCUGGAAAGGACCCGGGAGGAAGCUUUGGUCCAAUUGCUGAUUUCACAGAGAGGGAAACCGGGACCUGCAGAGGGGGCGGUCUGCUCCUUGAUGCCCAGGGCGCGCGGUCCUCCCGGAACCCCGCCUAGCUUCCUGCGCAGCGCACAACAGCGCCUUGCGCUGCGGGCCGGCCCUGCCCUCGCGUGCUUGUUGUCGAGUUGCAGAGGCCACCGGCUCCCUGGAAACACCUGGCCCCGGGCCGGGAAGGCACGCCGCGCUCUCAGAGCUGGGCUGGAGUCGGUGCCCUUGGCGGCCCUGGCUCGGGCAGUAGCGGGCUUGGCCCUAGGGAACGCUGGAAAUGCUGCGACCCCCAGUUUUGUCCGAACGGAGACCCUCCGGGCAUUCACGGUCCGGCCUUCUACAGCGGCAGGGGAGCCGCGGCCUCCUGCAGGGCGCUCCGCGCGGUCCCCGACUACCCCGAGCCGAGGGGCGGGCUAAGUCCGGCUGAGCUCCCCAUGCUGCCACCCCGCCGCCCCGACUUCCCCGGGGCGGGCCUAAGAGCUCCUCCGGGAAGUUCAAAGUACUACAGGGAACAACGUUUGCAGAUGCUCUCCCAGCGCCGCGACCACCCUGUGCUUGGCCCGGGUCUCCCGGAGGCGUCCAGAGAGUGGGCUCGUGCCGGGACAAGGAAGAGGGUGCGCCCGGGCGGAUCCCUUCUCGGCCCCUGGACGUGAGCUGGCCGGGCCGGGGCUUGCACACCUCCGAGAACAGCUGUGGAGCUGAGCGGCGACCAAGGGGCCAGGCCGGGGCCGAGGACCGCGAGGACCACCGCGGCAGGCUCAGUCGGCGGUGGCCAGGCUCGCGCCGGCGCGGGCUAAGGCUGCAAAUUAGGCAAGCGGCGGACGCAGCUCUGCGCAUGUGCAGGAGGCGCCGGAGUUUCACUUCGUAACUUUUAAGUGGUCGGAACACUCCCUGCCUGGCCGGGUCCAGCCAGAUACGCCGCCGCCGCAGUGUGGGGGCAAAGGUCUCUCCUGGCCGUUCACUGGGAUCUAACAAAGAAGACGCCAGCCCCAGGAGAGAAAGUCACCACUUGGCAUUUCCUGGAGAAGGAAGCCAAGGCACAGAAUGGUUAAGCGGCUUGUUUGAACUGCGUGCCACUGAGACCUUCACGCCAGAGCCUGCUCGCAUAAUCCCUGAGCCACGCUGCCUCUCCUUUCAGCCAGGGGCUGUGUCAUUCCCUUUGUGCUCCAGGAUAGAGGAAAGCGUACAGACUGGUACCCCAGGAGCCGCUGCUCAGGAAAGCCCGGCAGGAAAUGCGUGUUGGGACUGAGGCCUGGCCCUUGGCAGCUUGGAAGGUGGCCGGGGCUGCCUUUGCCUUUGCCAGAGACAGCUCCAACUGAGGACCCCUCUAACGGGCCCUUCGGCAGUCCUUCGUUCCCCUGGCGUCUGAUCUGCCAGUGGCUUCUGCAAGAGUGAUUUUCCCAUCCCGAGUCCUUGAGGCUAGAGGAACUUCAGGACCUCUUAAGCCAGCAGCUGCAGCAACUUCUGUUCCUCUCUUUCUCCAUGUCACCCCCUCUGGGUAUCUGCCUGCUGUGUCCUGGGGAAGACAGGUGUGAUGACGGACUCCCCAUUCCUGGAGCUGUGGCAGUCCAAGGCGGUGACCAUCCGUAAACGACUGGGCCUCGGGGACCAGCCCAACGACUCCUACUGCUACAACUCGGCCAAAAACAGCACCGUGCUCCAGGGGGUCACCUUUGGUGGCAUCCCCACUGUCCUGCUUAUAGACGUCAGCUGCUUCCUGUUCUUAAUCUUGGUGUUUUCCAUCAUAAGAAGAAGAUUCUGGGACUACGGCCGCAUUGCCCUGGUGUCAGAAGCAGACAGUGAGUCCAGAUUUCAGAGAUUGUCAUCGACUUCCUCCUCAGGGCAACAAGACUUUGAAAAUGAGCUGGGAUGCUGUCCGUGGCUGACGGCAAUCUUCCGUCUGCACGAUGACCAGAUCCUGGAGUGGUGUGGGGAGGAUGCCAUCCACUACCUGUCCUUCCAGAGGCACAUCAUCUUCCUGCUGGUGGUGGUCAGCUUUUUGUCCCUGUGCGUCAUCCUGCCCGUCAACCUCUCGGGGGACUUGCUGGGCAAAGAUCCUUACAGUUUUGGGAGGACGACAAUAGCAAAUCUGCAGACUGACAAUGACCUCCUUUGGCUGCACACCAUCUUCGCUGUCAUUUACCUCCUCCUCACCGUGGGCUUCAUGCGACACCAUACUCAGUCCAUUAAGUACAAAGAGGAGAGCCUGGUGAGGCGGACCUUGUUCAUCACAGGACUCCCUAGAGAUGCCAGGAAGGAGACUGUGGAGAGCCACUUCCGGGACGCGUAUCCCACGUGUGAGGUGGUGGACGUCCAGCUGUGCUACAAUGUGGCCAAGUUAAUCUACCUGUGCAAGGAGAGAAAGAAGACAGAGAAGAGCCUGACCUAUUACAGGAACCUGCAGGUGAAGACAGGCCGGCAGACCCUCAUCAACCCCAAGCCCUGUGGCCAGUUCUGCUGCUGUGAAGUGCAGGGCUGUGAGUGGGAGGAUGCAAUCUCUUACUACAUGCAGAUGAAGGACAGGCUGCUGGAGAGGAUCACAGAGGAAGAACUCCACGUCCAGGACCAGCCCCUGGGAAUGGCCUUCGUCACCUUCCAGGAGAAGUCCAUGGCCACCUACAUCCUGAAAGAUUUCAACGCCUGCAAGUGUCAGAGCCUUCAGUGCAAAGGUGAGCCCCAGCCGUCCUCCCAUAGCAGAGAGCUCUGUACCUCCAAGUGGACAGUCACCUUCGCUGCUGAUCCUGAGGACAUCUGCUGGAAGAACCUCUCUAUCCAGGGCCUCCGCUGGUGGCUACAGUGGCUGGGCAUCAACUUCACCCUCUUCCUGGGGCUGUUUUUCCUGACCACACCCUCCAUCAUCCUGUCCACCAUGGACAAGUUCAAUGUCACCAAACCCAUCCAUGCGCUGAAUGACCCGAUCAUCAGCCAGUUCUUCCCCACCCUCCUGCUCUGGUCCUUCUCGGCCCUGCUCCCCUCCAUUGUCUACUACUCUACACUACUGGAGUCCCACUGGACCAAGUCGGGGGAAAACCAGAUCAUGAUGACCAAAGUCUACAUAUUCUUGAUCUUCAUGGUGCUGAUCCUGCCCUCCCUGGGUCUCACCAGUCUAGAUUUUUUCUUCCGGUGGCUGUUUGACAAAACUUCCUCGGAGGCCUCCAUCAGGUUGGAGUGCGUCUUCCUGCCGGACCAGGGCGCCUUCUUUGUGAACUAUGUCAUCGCCUCAGCCUUCAUCGGUAACGGCAUGGAGCUGCUGCGGCUGCCGGGCCUCAUCCUCUACACCUUCCGCAUGAUCAUGGCUAAGACGGCUGCCGACCGCAGGAACGUCAAGCAGAACCAGGCCUUCCAGUACGAGUUUGGAGCCAUGUAUGCAUGGAUGCUGUGUGUCUUCACUGUCAUCAUGGCCUACAGCAUCACCUGUCCCAUCAUUGCGCCAUUUGGCCUGAUCUACAUCCUGCUCAAGCACAUGGUGGACCGGCAUAAUCUCUACUUCGUCUACCUCCCAGCCAAGCUGGAGAAGGAGAUCCACUUUGCUGCUGUGAAUCAGGCCUUGGCAGCCCCCAUCCUGUGCCUCUUCUGGCUCUACUUCUUUUCCUUCCUGCGUCUGGGUCUGAAGGCCCCCGCCACUCUGUUCACCUUCCUGGUGGUGCUGCUCACCAUCCUGGUCUGCCUGGCUCACACCUGCUUUGGAUGCUUCAAGCACCUCAGUCCUCUGAACUACAAAACAGAAGAGCCCACAAGCGACAAAGGAAGUGAGGCAGAGGCUCAUGUGCCCCCACCGUUCACACCCUACGUGCCUCGGAUUCUGAACGGCUUGGCCUCGGAGAGGACAGCGCUGUCCCCGCAGCAGCAGCAGACCUAUGGUGCCAUCCACAACAUCAGCGGAACUCUCCUGGGGCAGUGCUCGGCCCAGAGCUCCGUGGACAAUGUGGCUGCUACCCCCCAGGAGGCCUGAGGCCAGGUCCCUCUGCUCUGAAAAGGUUCAUCCAGAAUGGCCUGGGGCUCAGGCCCUUGGCUGAGUGGGAACGUGUUGGGACUGCCCAGCUGAGCCAUUGGGUGCCGAUCUUUUCUAGUCCCAGCCAUGGUGAGGGGAGUGCUUGCAGGCCUCUCCCCUCCCUUGCUCACCCCAGUUACCCCCCGGCACAAGCUUCCAGUUCUGCAGGUGGGGGGACAUCCCCAGUAGUUUAUCGCCGAAACCACGUGGUGGACUUUUGCUCCCCAGACUGAUGAGUCCAGGAGAAUAUAUGGAGAGAGAUGUAACCAGGGGAAGGCCUCCUUCCUUCUGAGCACACACACUGCCCACCCCUCUGUAGGCACACGCAUAACUGAUAACCAAAGAGAUGCUGCAGUCCAGUCUGAGGUCUGGCUGGGCGUCCAGCUCCCCACUCCACGGCUAGUCCCUCCCCAGCCAGGCAGCCCCUCCAGGCUGCACCCAGACCCUGUGUGCCUCGGAUUUGGAAGGGUAGUGAGCUGUGGGGAGCAGGCUGGGAGGCAGCCAGUGUUCCUGCAGCUGUGCACACACCUCUACAUCCUGCUAGGGUUCUGUGUUUGUUUUUGUAUCGCAUUGUCGGGGACACUCUGGCCGGGUCAGGGUCACCCCACAGGCAGGGACAAGGACCACGCAUAAAGUGCCCAUUAGACCAUGGUUAAGAUCCAGCCUCUCCCACCUCUUGGGGGCUCUGUGCAGCACUCACCACCCCCCUCCAAGGACAGCAUGGUUGGCACACAGGAGGGGGUGCCUGGGCUGGGUGCAAGGCCAUCCCACUGCCCUUGAGCUGCGGCUCUGGCAGGAAGAAGGGGCUGUCCCUCUUCUAUCUCCUGGGGAUCCCUGGGGAUGGGAUAUAACUGAACUUCUGCCUGAGAAGCCUCCUCCCUGCUGCCUCCAGGGGGCACUAAGGCGCAAGCCUUUGCUGUGGGGGCCGGAGGGGGUGCGGAAGAGCAGGUUCAGCCUCCCUGCAGCCCAACUGGACCAGGGCCUUGGUGCCUCUGCAGGCCCUGCCUGAACCUGUCUGCUGGUCUUGUGGGCCUGGGCCUUCUCACUCGGGGACCCUCUUGGCGCUGAUUUGCCCCCGUGGUGCGGCCAGUGCUGCCUCUGCUCCAGCCACCCUGGCGCUGGAAGGGGUGGGGCAUUUGCCAUGGGUCGGGUGCAGCAUAGUCCUGGCCAGCGGCCUCAUCCCCAGCCAGCCUCCCGUGCCUUGGCCAGAAAGGAGGGACCUGCCAGCUCUGCUUGGACAACGGGCCCCCUGUGGGGUCGGGGUAUACUCAUAUCACUGGGUUCCAGCUGCUGUUAGAAAUAAAGUCAUUUAUUAUCAA